UAUAUUGACUCUACGGUGAAAAUAUGCACUUUUAUUAUGUUUUUUUUAUAUAUUUGUCUUUUUUUGUAAUUUGUGUAUAAACAAAGUUGGCGUUCAAGAAUGGAGAAGAAUGUUGAUGUUUGGGUUUUGUUCAGAGUUUAUGUUUUUUUUUGACUAAAUUAACCUUAUUAUCAUUAAGUCGAUAAAAUGAAUAAUCUGGAGGAGUCGUGUGGGCAGGAUCAACUUUUCCAAGGAAUAAAAUAUUAUGUUACUGGAGAAAUACCAGAGAAGAUCCAUAAGCUGUUACGUGAUGGCGGAGGACAGCAAAUGAACUAUUUUUCAGACUAUGUGACACAUUGCAUUGUAGGAGAAAAUGCUGCAGAAAACGACAUCACAGACGCAAAUGAAUUGUAUGAAAUUCCAGCUGUUAGAAUGGAAUGGAUAGUGCUGUGUUCAAAAUGCAAGAAACUAUUGCCCACCAAGGGAUUUCUCGCAGGACACGCACAGAUAUUCUCCGGAGUGACGGCCUGUGUCUCCAAGUUGAGCAGGUCGGACGCGAGGCGAGUGUGGGUGAUGAUAACAUUCAACGGUGGCAGAGUCGAGUCUUUUCUGCAGCCUCUUUCCACACAUCUCAUUGUUUCAAGGCCAGAAGGAAUAAAGUAUGAGCAAGCCAUAAAGCUUAAUGGUCCAGUUGGUGUGGUGACUCCGGACUGGGUGACCGACAGUAUCCGUGAAGGGACGAGGUGCGAAGAGGCCCUUUACCAUCCUCGACUCCUGUUGGUGCCGAACCUUCAUGUGGAGAAUGCUCCGUCGCCUUCAGCAAAUACAACAGCCCUGGUGAGGAGCUCCGGGGCAACUUUGUCAACGGCGCAGAUCCUGGGAUUCACGGAUGACGCGGUGGAGAGCAGUCUGCCCCCACCGGCGUCUACGAGUAAGGCCUCGAUCUUGGAGCAGCUGAAACAGAGGAUGCCCUGGAACCAGCCCACCUUCACGCAGCCAAAGACUGUGGCGGUCACUUUGGCCGGGGCUGCGCCCCCCUUCCAGCAGCAGCAACCCAGUUUCCACCACCAGCCCCCGCAGAUGCACCACCCGCCCCAGCAGAUGCAGCAGCUGGUGAGGGCCCUGCCGCCUGCUGGUUCGUCCGUCCCUCCGCCGUCCUUGCAGGAGCUGCAGCAGGAGAUGCUGCCGGGGCAGCUGGGGGUCGUGCCGGUCGCUCCCGGGCAGCACCAGAAGUUCAGGCCAGUUCCAGUGGUGCAACAGCAACAGAGGGUGAUACACCACGUCCGAGGUCCCGCGUGGAGGCCAGCUAUGGGCCCUGGAGUGCCCAGACAUCCUGCUGUUGUGAAUCGAAGUGGAGUUCAGCAAGCAAUGACCUUGGGAAACGAAUUGUGCGGUGCCCAAGUAGCUGUUGCAGGCCAGCAGCUGAAGCUGUCGACGCAGCACCAGCAGCCGGUGCCGCUGCAGAUCCAGCAAGUGCCGCUGCAGAAGCAGCAGUUUGUGUUCCGCGGGGAGCCGGGUCCCCUACAGGCGCCCCCGAAGGAAGGGCCUGUCGUCACCCAGGCGUGGGGCUCCCAGCAGCAGUACCAGAUCCAGUCCACCAGGCAGAUGAUCGACGAGCACCAGCCCCAGGCCGCCUGGCCGCAGCGCAUCGCCACGCAGGCUAUGCCACGUCAGUUUGUGGUUGACCCUCAAACCCAUGCUCAGAUACAGCAGAUGGAUUCUCAGCAAAGAGCUAUGUUCCUACAUAAAAUGCAGAAACAAGGACAGCUUAUAUUCCAAAGACAACUCCAGGCUCAGCAGAUGAUACAACACCAGAGACAGCAGCAGCAACAGCAACAACAGCAGCAGCAGCAGCAGCAACAGCAGCAGCAGCAGCAGCAGCAGCAGCAGCAGCGACAGCAGCAACAGCAAGUGCUGCUGCGCGGCCAACUGCCUCACGGCCUGACCCCCCAGCAGCUGCAAUGGGUCAGCCAGCUGCGUGACAGGCAGUCAGUCAUCAGUCGGCAGCAGCAGGUGUUGGUCCCCCAGCAAGUAGGACUGCCUAAUAAUGUAAACGCAGGAUCUGGGGCCGCCACUACCACGUCGACGUGGAUACCAGUGCAGGGAGAGAAUGCUGCAGGAGACGUGCAACAUGGGAAUCGCCAGCAACAACAGCAGCAACAUCUGGUUCAGCUGCACCUUCAGAGACAGCAGCAGCUGCGCCUCCAGCAGCAACAGCAGCUUCAGCAACAGCAGUUACAGCAGCAACAACAACAACAACACCACCAACAGCAACAGCAACAGCUCCACUUGCAUUGCGAAGUACCUCCAGCCACGCAGAAGCCUCUGCCGCAGCAACAGCAGCAACCACUCCUGCACGGUCAGCAUCAGCAGCUGCAGCACCAGUCUCAGCAGCAGCAACACCACCACCUCGACACCCUGGUGUCAGGGCAGCAACAGUUCACUGCCCAGCCAGGGGAGCCCCACCUGCCGCCCCAGCAGGCCCCUCCCCCGCUGCACAUGGCCCAGCCCCCGCUGGUGCCCCGCCCACACCCUCACCCCCACCACCAGCCGCGCGCCCUCCCGGCGGUGCCCUUGCAGCAGCAGGUCGGCGAGCUCUGCCAGGACCAGUUUCGGCACCAAGAAGGAUCAGCGGCAGGACAACUUCGACUGAUGACGGCACAGCACAAUGCUUCGCAGCACCAGCCGCCACCGUGCGUGUUGCCGACUUCGCGGCCCGUGCGACCGAUUGUCAACGAGCAGCAGCAAAUGUGUUUCCAGCAGCAGCCUCAGCAGCCGCCCCACCAGCAGUACCGCCACGUGACGGCUGCAGACAGCUCCCUGCCGGUGCCCGCCCUCGUGCCCCCAGCACCCGCCAGCGCGGUCAGGACGGUGCAGCCGCAGACGGCAGCGACGGCCGUGCGGGUGGUCGCGGCGCUCGCCAAGUCCGCCCAGAGCAUGCAGAGCGCGGGCGGCGGCCAGCACCCGGGGCGUCCGCAGCAGCACUUCUACGGCCACACGCCGGGGCUUAAACUGCCUCCUGAUCGGUGUCUUCUGGGUUGUGUGUUUUUUAUCGUGGAGUACAGCAACUUUGCCAGUAACUGGAAGAAGGUUAUCACGGAGUACGGUGGUGAGGUGGAGGCGUCAUAUUUGCCAAGAAUAACCCAUGUUGUUUGUGAAACACUGAAGCAUCCUGCGGCACAACAAGCUCUUCAAGAUGGGAAGCGCCUUGUAACUGCGUAUUGGCUCAAUGAUGUUGUCGGGAGGAAGCAAGUGGUGCCACCAUGGCAGGCAAUCCAUUUCCCAACAAACUUCAGUGAUGGGAAGCCAUGCAAAAAUUUUAUUAUCUCACUAACACAGUUUGAAGAUGAUGAAAGACGCAGAGUACGAUUCCUAAUUGAAGAAUUAGGUGCCAAAUACACUGGCUACUUCAGCAAAGAAAACAAUAUUUUGGUUUGUAAAAGAGAAGAAGGGGACAAGUGUAAGAAAGCUCGACUUUGGAAAAUUCCACUUGUGAAUGUUCAGUGGCUUGGUGAUGUUUAUUUGGGCAACGGCAGCAUCAGGUCUCCUGAAUCUCCCAAGUAUCAGCAGUUUGAGUCCAUACUUGGAAAUCCUUUUGCUGUAGAUUACGGAUCUCUAAUGCAUCUUAUGGCUCCGUGGAAGGAACCCCUCCAGAUACCGCCGAACGUGUUCACUGCCAAGCUGAACACGCCGCAGCAGCGACCCAUAAAAAGAGUGCAGAACUCUGAGAACUUUGAGGAAGACGCUGCUCCUCAGCUACCUGCGAAGCUGUUCAAGAUGUCUGAAAAGAAGGAUGGCAAUGAAAAGUACCGCAUCACUUUCUCUUACGCUAAGCAAAAGGAAGAUCUGGAAAAGAAAGUAGUGGAGCUCGGAGGAGUUGUGACCGACAAUGUGAGAGAGGCGACACAUCUGGUCAUGGGCGAACUGCAAAUUACAUUCAAGUUCCUGUGUGCUGUUUCGCAGCUGCAGUUCAUUUUGUCAGACAAAUGGAUUGAUGAAAGCUACGAACAGAAAAAGUUUUUAGGCGAAGAGCAAUACUUCCUCAGCAGUGACAACAUCAAGGAGUUUAAUGGGCUGUCUCUGAGUGAAAUCCUCAGCAAACCAAACAGGGACAAACUUUUUCAGGAAAAGCAGUUUUACGUUACACCUGGUGUGGUCCCGGGACGACGUUACCUCCACGAAAUCAUUGAGUGUGCCGGAGGGACUAUACAGUUGAGAAGGCAAUCUGUCGAAUGUUCGCACUUGGCGGACCACAACGUCACUUCCAAAAGUUACAUUGUUUGUGGAGAAGGUGACGACCACUUGGUGGAAUCAAUGUCAGAAUGUUGCUUUGAAAUGUACCGCCCGACAACAGUGCUGACUGCCAUUUUGAGCCAAAAGAAGCUGGACAAGAGCCUGGUCGAUGUUGGAAAGCCAAGUAAAGAAUAGAUUUUUUAAAAAUUUUCGGAAUUUUUGUUAUUUAAAAAUAUUAAUAUAUACUGUAAUUAUUUUUGUAUAAUUAAUAAGAAACCAAAGAUUUUUGUACUGGAAUUAGCAUUUUAUAGUACAUAUUUGUGCAAUUUUAAAUAUUCUACACCAAGACUCUUUCUUAAAAUGUUUUAAUUUUAAUAAUUCAAUGUUGUGAAAAUUUUUAACUUUGGAAGUUGUAAUAAAAUAGUUGCCACAUGGAAGUGAAUUCUAUAAACAUUGUUUUUAUAGAUAAUAUUAAUUAUAAUUUUUAGUGGCAGAUUGUUAAAAGUUGAAAUUUUUUACAAUAAAAACAUGUUAUUUGAAA
This is a messenger RNA of Bacillus rossius redtenbacheri, 4753 nucleotides long. Its product is annotated as PAX-interacting protein 1-like. The record is from RefSeq and is a predicted model, not a curated record. Bases 187 to 4407 code for a protein of 1406 amino acids. Lineage: Eukaryota; Metazoa; Arthropoda; Insecta; Phasmatodea; Bacillidae. The transcript has 25 exons.